UCCGGCCAUCGGUUGUUGACAAAGCGCUGUCUCACUUAUUGCGAUCCCAACACAUUUAUGCUGUCUUCACUCUCUUUAAGGAAAUGGAGAGUUCAGCAUGGCAUCUCUCACUGAAACCGUGCGACAAACCAAAGUCAGUGUUCCAGUUUCCAGACACUGAACCUGGAGACGUCCAUCCAAGCAAAUACCUGGUGUCAUCACUCAAACAGCUGAUCUCAGCACAGUUACCAGACUCACUGCCUGACCCUGAGCUCAUAGAAUUUGUGCAUUGUGGCUGCCUGCUCAAAGAUGAACUUCCGUUAGACUUCUAUGGAAUAAAGUGUGGAUCAACAUUACAUGUAAUUAAAAAGAUGUGGCCGGAACCUGAGGUCAAGCCUGAGCCAGUGAACAGAUCUGCGGCCGCGAGAGAAUUCAGGAUCCUGCAGGCAGCGUUGCACUCGAGUGCAGUUUACAGAGAUGCGGUGUUUAAGAUGCUUAGAAACAAAGAGUCUUUGGACCAGAUUAUAGUGGCCUCACCGGGACUCAGUUCAGACCCUGUUGCAUUAGGUGUGCUUCAGGAUAAAGACCUGUUCAUACAGUUUACAGACCCAAACCUUCUAGACAGGUUAAUCGGUUCUCACCCAGCAUUGGUCAAUGCUAUCAUCUUGGUCCUGCACUCUGUAACAAGCAGCAUGUCCAGCCAAUCCAGCGCCAGCUCAUCCCGUAACGCUACAGCUAGUUCUUACAGUGAAAUGCCAGGGGGUUUUCUCUUUGAGGGAAUGUCUGAUGAUGAUGAAGACUUCCAAUCUGGAAACAGAGCUGGCUCAUCAAGAGCCCAUAGGCCAUCUACAGGGUCCCGACCGAUGUCACUGGGUCACAAUGGAGCCAUGGGACCCCGCCCCAUCACCCAGAGCGAGCUGGCAUCCGCAUUGGCUUUAGCAAGCACACCAGAGAGCAGUGGAAUCCCACCCACACUUGGUGCCCAGGAAAUGUCCUCCACUGGGCCAUCAGUACCGUCAGGGCCUCCCGUCACAAGCAAUCUGCUCAGUCAGGCACUGCAGCAAGCUCUACAGGCCUCUGGCGUGAGCUCACCACAGGGGCGCUGGCAGUCUCAGAUGCAACAGUUGAGGGAUAUGGGGAUCCAGGAUGAGGAACUUGCCCUGCGUGCGUUAGCAGCCACAAAUGGCAAUUUGCAGGCAGCUCUGGAGCUCAUAUUUGCUGGUGGAGGCAGAUUCUAGUUUGAGAAAGAUUGGACUAAGCCUUGAAAAACUGUAGAAGGACCAAGGCCAGCAGUUGACUGUUAAACAUUUACUGUUGCCUUACACAAAGGGCUGCCUUGUUUUUACUCUUUACUCAAAUAAACUCAAUGAUUGGAUUCAAUGAUUAAACCUU
This is a messenger RNA of Triplophysa dalaica, 1371 nucleotides long. It is a transcript of the gene ubl7b, whose product is annotated as ubiquitin-like 7b (bone marrow stromal cell-derived). The transcript is spliced from 11 exons. Gene Ontology annotation, biological process: ubiquitin-dependent protein catabolic process. Bases 84 to 1217 code for a protein of 377 amino acids. Gene Ontology annotation, cellular component: cytosol. The record is from RefSeq and is a predicted model, not a curated record. Lineage: Eukaryota; Metazoa; Chordata; Actinopteri; Cypriniformes; Nemacheilidae. Gene Ontology annotation, molecular function: polyubiquitin modification-dependent protein binding.